This is a messenger RNA of Cannabis sativa, 1162 nucleotides long. Its product is annotated as endochitinase-like. Gene Ontology annotation, biological process: cell wall macromolecule catabolic process; carbohydrate metabolic process; chitin catabolic process. The transcript has 3 exons. Lineage: Eukaryota; Viridiplantae; Streptophyta; Magnoliopsida; Rosales; Cannabaceae. Gene Ontology annotation, molecular function: chitin binding; chitinase activity. The record is from RefSeq and is a predicted model, not a curated record. The coding region runs from base 35 to 1003 and encodes 322 amino acids.
CAUUCAAAUUGAUAUAAAGAAAAGGAAAAGAAAAAUGAAAUACUCUUAUUACUUGUGGUUGUUCACUACCAUUAUAGCAUUGUUGGUAGUAGGAAUUAGGUCCAAUCCUCCAGAUGGAGUUUGUGGAAAACAACAUAACUAUUAUGUCUGUGAUACCGACUAUUGUUGUAGUAAGGAUGGAUUCUGUGGUACGACAGAGCCCUAUUGUGGCGAUGGCCACUGCCAAAGCCAAUGUCCAACCCCAUCUCCCGAUGAUGUUAGUGACAUCAUUACUUCCUCGCUUUUUGACAAGAUGCUUAGGUUUCGAAAUAUUUCUGGAUGCGAAAGUAAUGGCUUCUACACUUACGACGCCUUCAUAAAUGCUGCUAGAUAUUUUUCCGGCUUUGGUACUACUGGCUCUCUUGAAACUCGUAAAAGAGAACUAGCUGCGUUCUUUGGCCAAAUUUCUCACGAAACCGGAGGAGGAUGCUAUAUCAGAGAACAAGAUGAUCAAUCUGACCAUUGCAUCGACAGCCCAAAAUGGCCCUGUGUUCCUGGACAAUUUUACUAUGGUCGUGGACCCAUCCAAGUCCGUUACAACGACAAUUACGGACAAGUUGGUUACGCACUCGAUAAUUUGGACCUAUUAGGCAACCCAGAGCUAGUUGCAACAGACGCACUUGUUUCAUUCCAGACAGCUAUAUGGUUUUGGAUGACUACUUCAGUACAUUUGAACAAACCAUCCCCCCAUGACGUAAUUGUGGGCGAGUGGAAACCAACAGAGAUUGAUGAGGCUGCUAAUCGAUUUCCCGGUUAUGGUGUGAUCACUAACAUACUCAACGGAGGUUCGGAGUGCGGCCACGGUGAAGAUGAUAGGGUCAGAAAUAGGAUUGUCUACUAUAAAAUGUACUGCCAUUUUCUAGGAGUAAGCACUGGGGACAACUUGGACUGUUACAAUCAACGUCCUUUCAAUGAUGAUCCACAAACAUCUUAUGGAGUGCUCAAAAUGUCUGUUGAUGAAUAGACAUUAUGUAUUCAUAUUUGAGUACUAGUCAUAUAUGUACAAUCAUGUAUGAUAUCUACGUACUGUAUGUUAGCUUGCCUAUAUAUAGCUUAUCAUAUAUAGUACGUACUCAAUAAUAAGUUAUAAUAAUAAGUGACUCACUUUGUUGCUUUGUCACAA